AUGGAGCUGGCGGCUCCGAGCCGGCUGGGUCUUCUUAUCCCCCGGGGAGGGAUGGGGCUGUCCAGGAAGGGCGGCUUCUCUGGGGGUGAAAAAAUGCAGGGCCGGUGGGAGAGGCCGACCUGUGCUGCAAAAAAAACAGUGGCCAAGAGCAAAUCUAAAUACGUUCUGGUGAGGAUGAAAAGUGCGGCCGAGACGGGCUACUGUUUCAACAUCAGGAGACUCCGACUGCAGGAAAAACUGGUCCUGCUGAGAUAUGAUCCCAUCGCAAAACAACGUGUCCUCUUCACAGAGAAGAGAAAAAUCCGCUCUAUCUGAACAAUGUCUGCACUUGAUUGAUGCAUGAGGAGAGGAUGGUUUGGGGGGAGGACAGGGUGAACGCCGAUUCAGAAAUCCAGCAACAUGGGCUGAAAAGAGAGGAAAUGAACUGGGAUCACCGUCUCCUGUGAUUUGAAGGCCAUUGUGAAUAAAACAAUGUAGAGAGAGAAAAUUCCUAAUGUCUGGACAUAGAUCAUCAGAGUAACAUUUAUUUAUCUUUUGGGUUAUUUUUACAGUACUCAAUUAAAAAAAAAUUAAAUAGCAAA
Cariama cristata (Red-legged seriema) is the source of this 581-nucleotide messenger RNA. It is a transcript of the gene MRPL33, whose product is annotated as mitochondrial ribosomal protein L33. Gene Ontology annotation, biological process: translation. Gene Ontology annotation, cellular component: mitochondrion. Bases 1 to 315 code for a protein of 104 amino acids. The transcript has 4 exons. Lineage: Eukaryota; Metazoa; Chordata; Aves; Cariamiformes; Cariamidae. The record is from RefSeq and is a predicted model, not a curated record.